Molecule: messenger RNA, 10210 nt
Organism: Coregonus sp. 'balchen'
Lineage: Eukaryota; Metazoa; Chordata; Actinopteri; Salmoniformes; Salmonidae
Source: the annotation of a GenBank genome assembly
GAAACUCUUCCGAGUGAUUGGGAAGAACUUCCUCCUGGCCAUCGGCGGCAUAUGGAAGCACCUGACGUGGUAUUUCACUCCAUCUCAAGUCCAUUCUGUGUUCACACGCAGCCUUAAAAUGCUACUUACCGCUUUACCGAGUCGGGUCAAGCUCAUUUCGGGAUGUUCGUUGGCGUUUACCGCCGCUCGGAUGUAUUCUGCCGGCCCUGCAGCCACCAACCCAGUCGUCUACUUUGACAUUGCUGCUGACCACCAGCCCGUCGGAAGAGUAACCUUCGAGGUGAGUUCAGUUGUCUUGACCAGGAACUUGAUCCGAUGGUUAGGUUACUAGGCUAUUAAAUGUGCAUUUGUUUAGAUUAUUUUGGCCUCGGCCUUUGAGAUAACGAGUAGGCAUCGUAUAAUGCACCAGUUGUAACUUGAAACCAACGUGAAGACCGCUCAGUUGGACCUACAGCACAAUGAAUGAACAUACCAGCCCUGUAGAGCUAGGCCUACUGUACAAACUAGCUACUAGUCUGAUUAAUCCGCCUGUAAUACACUAUUCAUUGGGGAGUAAACGGCCUGAAACGAAUGCCUGCGAAAUCGUGUAAAUAUGCCUUAUGUCCACCAGAUGCAUCAACUCUUUGCGUUCCGGCCGAAGUCAUUCAUUGGCAAUGGAGCAGCAUUGGGUGCCGCAUGCGUUCAAUAUUUUCAACUCAUAAAUUGAUUAAUGUGUGGUGGGUACCAAACGGAAGCACACACAGACUAUAACUAACUAGCAUUUUAACUAGUUAAAUGAAAAGCGAAGAAAGUGUGUCAAAUGUGGAUGCGUGCUAGACAUCCAGCAAAACAAAACGCAAAUACAUCUGGAGGACAUCGGGCAUUACGCGCCAGAACAUUUAAUAAAAGUACAUUUAAACGGUUGUCGGUGCCGUUUGUCCUUAAGUUGCUCGAAAUUUGAAACAACAUAUACACAGGAAAGUAUUGUUUACCAGACUUUUUAAUAGGUAUAUGGUUCACUUCGGCACCGAGGUAAAGUUAGUUUUAUAUUGGAUAUUUAUAGCUGAUGAACCAAGCAUGCCAUGACAAUAAAAAAAAAAAGUAGGUUGGAGCACAAACACCUUUUGUGUGAAUUCAUCAUUUUUAUUCAAAUCUUAAAUUAUUGUUAAAAAAAAAAAAAAAAGUGUAUAUACAGUACCAGUCAAAGGUGUGGACACCUACUAUUUUCUACAUUGUAGAAUAAUAGUGAAGACAUCAAAACUAUGAAAUAACACAUAUGGAAUCAUGUAGUAACCAAAAAAGUGUUAAACAAAUAAAAAUAUAUUUUAUAUUUGAGAAUCUUCAAACAGCCACCCUUUGCCUUUAUGACAGCUUUGCACACUCCUUGGCAUUCUCUCAACCAGCUUCACCUGGAAUACUUUUCCAACAGUCUUGAAGGAGUUCCCACAUGUUGAGCACUUGUUGGCUGCUUUUCCUUCACUCUGUGGUCCGACUCAUCCCAAACCAUCUCAAUUGGGUUGAAGUCGGGGGAUUGUGGAGGCCAGGUCAUCUGAUGCAGCACUCCAUCACUCUCCUUCUUGGUAAAAUAGCCCUUACACCGCCUGGAGGUGUGUUGGGUCAUUGUCCUGUUGAAAAACAAAUGACAGUCCCAUUAAGCCCGAACCAGAUGGGAUGGCGUAUCGCUGCAGAAUGCUGUGGUAGCCAUGCUGGUUAAGUGUGCCUUGAAUUCUAAAUAAAUCACAGACAGUGUCGCCAGCAAAGCACCCCUACACCAUAACACCUCCUCCUCCAUGAUUUACGGUGGGAACUACACAUGCGGAGAUCAUCCUUUCACCCACAUCGCGUCUCACAAAGACACGGCGGUUGGAACCAAAAAUCUCAAAUUUGUACUCCAGACCAAAGGACGCGUUUCUACCCGUCUAAUGUCCAUUGCUCAUGUUUUUUUGGCCCAAGCAGGUCUCUUCUUAUUAUUGGUGUUCUUCAGUAGUGGUUUCUUUGCAGAAAUUCGACCAUGAAAGCCUGAUUCACACAGUCCCCUCUGAACAGUUGAUGUUGAGAUGUGUCUGUGACUUGAACUCUGUGAAGCAUUUAUUUGGGCUGCAAUCUGAGGUGCAGUUAACUCUAAUGAACUUAUCCUCUGCAGCAGAGGUAACUCUGGGUCUUCCUUUCCUGUGGUGGUCCUCAUGAGAGCCAGUUUCAUCAUAGCGCUUGAUGGAUUUUGUGACUGCACUUGAAGAAACGUUCAAAGUUCUUGAAAUGUUCUGUAUUGACUGACCUUCAUGUCUUAAAGUAAUGAUGGACUGUCGUUUCUCUUUGGUUGUUUGAGCUGUUCUUUCCAUAAUAUGGACUUGGUCUUUUACCAAAUAGGGCUAUCUUCUGUAAACCCCCCCUACCUUGUCACAACACAACUGAUUGGCUGAAACGCAUUAAGAAGGAAUGAAAUUCCACAAAUUAACUUUUAAGAAGGCACACCUGUUAAUUGAAAUGCAUUCCAGUUGACUACCUCAUGAAGCUGGUUGAGAGAAUGCCAAGAGUGUGCAAAGCUGUCAACAAGGCAAAGGGUGGCUAUUUUUGAAGAAUCUCAAAUAAAAUAUAUUUAGAUUUGUUCAACACUUUUUUUUGGUUACUACAUGAUUCAAUGUGUUAUUUCAUAGUUUUGAUGUCUUCACUAUUAUUCUGCAAUGAAAAAAUAAAGAAAAACCCUUGAAUGAGGAGGUCCAAACUUUUGACUGGUAGUGUACAUACACAUACAGUGCAUUCGGAAAGUGUUCAGACCCCUUUUCCACAUUUUGUUACGUUACAGCCUUAUUCUAAAAUGUAUUAAAUUGUUUUUUUUCUUCACUAUGACAAAGCAAAAACAGGUUCAGACAUUUUUGCAAGUUUAUAAAAAAUAAAAACAGAUAUACCAUUUACGUAAGUAUUCAGACCCUUUACUCAGUACUUUGUUGAAGCACCUUUGGCAGCGAUUACAGCCUCAAGUCUUCUUGGGUGUGACGCUACAAGCUUGGCACACCUGUAUUUGAAGAGUUUCUCCCAUUCUUCUCUGCAAAUCCUCUCCAGCUCUGUAAGGUUGGAUGGGGAGCGUCGCUGCACAGCUACUUUCAGGUCUCUCCAGAGAUGUUCAAUUCCGGGCUCUGGCUGGGCCACUCAAGGACAUUCAGAGACUUUUCCCGAAGCCACUCCUGCGUUGUCUUGGCUGUGUGCUUAGGGUUGUUGUCCUGUUGGAAGGUGAACCUUCGCCCCAGUCUGAGGUCCUGAGCGCUCUGGAGCAGGUUUUCAUCAAGGAUCUCUCUGUACUUUGCUACGUUCAUCUUUCCCUCGAUCCUGACUAGUAUCCCAGUCCCUGCCGCUGAAAAACAUUCCCACAGCAUGAUGCUGCCACCACCAUGAUUCACUGUAGGGAUGGUGCCAGGUUUCCUCCAGAUGUGAUGCUUGGCAUUCAGGCCAAAGAGAUCAAUCUUGGUUUCAUCAGACCAGAGAAUCUUGUUUCUCUUGGUCUGAGAGUCUUUAGGUGCCUUUUGGCAAACUCCAAGCGGGCUGUCAUGUGCCUUUUACUGAGGAGUGGCUUCCGUCUGGCCAUUCUACCAUAAAGGCCUGAUUGGUGGAGUGCUGCAGAGAUGGUUGUCCUUCUGGAAGGUUCUCCCAUCUCCACAGAGGAACUCUAGAGCUCUGUCAGAGUGACCAUCAGGUUCUUGGUCACCUCCCUGACCAAGGCCCUUCUCCCCUGAUUGCUCAGUUUGGCCGGGCGGCCAGCUCUAGGAAGAGUCUUGGUGGUUCCAAACUUCUUCCAUUUAAGAAUGAUGGAGGCCACUGUGUUCUUGAGGACCUUCAAUGCUGCAGAAAUGUUUUGACACCCUUCCCCAGAUCUGUGCCUCGACACAAUCCUGUCUCGGAGCUCAACAUAUAGACAGGUGUGUGCCUUUCCAAAUCAUGUCCAAUCAAUAGAAUUUACCACAGGUGGACUCCAAUCAAGUUGUAGAAACAUCUCAAGGAUGAUCAAUGGAAACAGGAUGCACCUGAGCAAAAUUUUGAGUUUCAUAGCAAAGGGUCUGAAUACUUACGUAAAUAAGGUUUUUCUGUUCUUUCCUGUGGAUAUUUAGCCUACAAUAUCAAGCAGCAUGAGGACGAACCGCACAGACAACUGGUAGAGUUUUUAAAUAUCAUUUUAUUCAACAUUCUGGCUUGGAAAUAACAUUUUACACUAUUUUCCAGGCAUUAGUUUCAGGCUGUAUAUACCAAGUCAUUGUGUAUUACAGCCUGAUUUAAUCAGAUUAGCUGCAUGCAACUGACUGUCUCAUAACUACCUAUUUUUUUUAUUUUGCAGCUGAACGCUGAUGUUGUGCCCAAAACAGCAGGUAGGGGGAGAACAACAACUAUUCAAUAGUGUUUGAUCAAAUUUAACUUUUUUACAUUUUAGUCAUUUAGUAGACGCUCUUAUCCAGAGAGCGACUUACAGUUAGUGAAAGUUUAUUGGUGGCGUACACCGUUUUGCCGACGUUAUCACAGGUGCAGUGACAUGCUUAUUAGGUGGUGGGAGGAGGGUUAUCCUGGAGAGAUACCCUCCUGUAGGUUUACAUCUAUCUAGUCCAGGGCUCUCCAACCCUGUUCCAGGAGAGAUACCCUCCUGUAGGAUUUCACUCCAACCCUAAUCUAGCGCACCAUAUUCUAAUAAUUAGCUGGUUGAUACGCUUAAUCAGGUUAGUUACAACUGGGUUUGGAGCGAAAACCUACAGGAGGGGAUCUCUCUCCUGGAAUAGGGUUGGAGAACCCUGGACUAGAUAGAUGUAAACCUACAGGAGGGGAUCUCUCUCCUGGAACAGGGUUGGAGAACCCUGGACUAGAUAGAUGUAAACCUACAGGAGGGUAUCUCUCUCCUGGAACAGGGUUGGAGAACCCUGGCUAAACAUUGUUUCUCCCUCUCAGAGAACUUCAGAGCUCUGUGCACAGGAGAACAUGGCUUUGGCUACAAGGGAUCCAUCUUCCACAGGGUCAUCCCUCAGUUCAUGUGCCAGGUGGGUAAAGUAAUGUUUAGUUGUUCCUUUGAUAACCUAUACCUUUUUCAUUGUGGGAACUCAUUGUAUCUUUGCCCCACACACGUAAGCCUGUCUCUGACCCCUCUCAAUGUGUCUGUUCAACACACUCUAGGGGGGAGACUUCACUAAUCACAAUGGAACCGGAGGGAAGUCUAUCUAUGGACCCAAAUUCAAAGACGAGAACUUCAAAUUGAAGCACACAGGACCUGGUAAGUGAUUCACCCUUUCUGUUUGUGCUAUCAUGCCAACUCCCAAUCAUUCAUUAUCAUGUGAAAGAAAUGGCUUGACGAUGACUGCAAUGGAAUUGACAAGUGCACAAACAGAUCUGGGACCAUGCUAGAUUUAAAAUGUAUUUGCAGAAUACUGUAGCCUACCUUUGGGCUAUUUGAAUGAAUCCCCUCCGUACCACUAGAUGGCAGCAUUGCACUGCUGAUAUUUAAACGAGCGCUUAACGGCAUAACCAACUUAAUGUGGUCGAGGACGAUUUCCCUAUUUCGGUUAACACAGCCAUAAGGAAUCAAUUGACCAAAUAUUGCUUUUCUUAGCUGUUUCUGAUUGGGCCUCUUGAUAGAUGGAUGGCUAACUUGAUAUCAAGGAUGUUGUCAUAGUAACUCAGCUCGUCUUCAGCAGUGCAGUGUGGGCAGUACCUAACUGAAACUCAGCUCGUCUUCAGCAGUGCAGUGUGUGCUGUACCUAACUGAAACUCAGCUCGUCUUCAGCAGUGCAGUGUGUGCUGUACCUAACUGAAACUCAGCUCGUCUUCAGCAGUGCAGUGUGUGCUGUACCUCCACUGACUUGCCUGGCAGCACUUAGGGUCUAGUUACGCAAUGUACUGUUUCUUUUCCAUUUAGGCAUUCUGUCAAUGGCCAACGCUGGGCCCAACACCAACGGCUCUCAGUUCUUCAUCUGCACCGAGAAGACAGAGUGGUACGUACAGACAGACAGACAGACAUACCAGUGGUACGUACAGACAGACAGACAGACAGACAGACAGACAGACAGACAGACAGACAGACAGACAGACCAGGGCCUGCUGUGUCCAUAAAGCGUCUGAGGAAGACUGCUGCUCUACAGUGCCUUCGGAAAGUAUUCAGACCCCUUGACUUGUUCCACAUUUUGUUACGUUACAGCCUUAUUCUAAAAUGGAUUAAAUAAAUAGAAAAUCCUCAGCAAUCUACACACAAUACCCCAUAAUGACAAAGCAAAAACAGGUUUUUAGAAAUGUUUGCAAAUGUAUUACAAAUAAUAAACAGAAAUACCUUAUUUACUUUUAAAUGUAUUUACACAACAUGCCUACCACUUUGAAGAUGCAAAAUAAUUUUUUUGUGUGAAACAACUUGAGCGUGCAUAACUAUUCACCCCCCCCCCCCCCCCCCCCCCCAAAGUCAAUACUUUGUAGAGCCACCUUUUGCAGCAAUUACAGCUGCUAGUCUCUUUGGGUAUGUCUCUAUAAGCUUGGGACAUCUCGCCACUGGGAUUUUUGCCCAUUCUUCAAGGCAAAACUGCUCCAGCUCCUUCAAGUCCCUGCCGAUGAAAAACAUCCCCAUAGCAUGAUGCUGCCGCCACCAUGCUUCACUGUGGGGAUGGUGUUCUCGGGGUGGUGAGAGGUGUUGGGUUUGCGCCAUUUACAUUUACGUCAUUUAGCAGACGCUCUUAUCCAGAGUGACUUACAAAUUGGUGCAUUCACCCUAUAGCCAGUGGGAUAACCACUUUACAAUAUGUUUUAUUUUUUUUAUUUUUUUGGGGGGGGUGGGGUAAGGGGGGGUAGAAGAAUUACUUUAUCCUAUCCCAGGUAUUCCUUAAAGAGGUGGGGUUUCAAAUGUCUCCGGAAGGUGGUGAGUGACUCCGUGAGUGACUCCACUUUGUCCCUGACCUGUUUGGAGAGCUCCUUGGUCUUCAUGGUGCCGCUUGCUUAGUGGUGUUGCAGAAUCUGGGGCCUUUCAGAACAGGUGUGUGUAUAUAUACUGAGAUCAUGUGACACUUAGAUUGCAUACAGGUGGACUUUAUGUAACUAAUUAUGUAACUUCUGAAGGUAAUUGGUUGCACCAGACCUUAUUUAGGGGCUUCAUAGCAAAGGGGGUGAAUACAUAUGCAUGCACCACUUUUCCGUUAUUAAUUUUGUAUAAUUUUAUGAAACAAGUUAUUUUUUUCAUUUCACUUUACCAAUUUGGACUAUUUUGUGUAUGUCCAUUACAUGAAAUCCAAAUAAAAAUCAAUUUAAAUUACAGGUUGUAAUGGAACAAAAUAGGAAAAACUCCAAGGGGGAUGAAUACUUUUGCAAGGCACUGUACCUAGAGCUGGCCGCCCGGCCAAACUGAGCAAUCGGGGGAGAAGGGCCUUGGUCAGGGAGGUGACCAAGAACCUGAUGGUCACUCUGACAGAGCUCCAGAGUUCCUCUGUGGAGAUGGUUGUCCUUCUGGAAGGUUCUCCCAUCUCUGCAGGACUCCACCAAUCAGGCCUUUAUGGUAUAGUGGCCAGGCAGAAGCCACUCCUCAGUAAAAGGCACAUGACAGCCCGCUUGGAGUUUGCCAAAAGGCACCUAAAGACUCUCAGACCAUGAGAAACAAGAUGCUCUGGUCUGAUGAAACCAAGAUUGAACUCUUUGGCCUGAAUGUCAAGCGUCACGUCUGGAGGAAACCUGGCACCAUCCCUACGGUGAAGCAUGGUGGUGGCAGCAUCAUGCGGUGGGGUAGUUUUCCGAUGGCUGGUACUGUGAGACUAGUCAGGAUCGAGGUAAAGGUGAACGGAGCAAAGUACAGAGAGAUCCUUGAUGAAAAACUGCUCCAGAGCGCUCAGUACCUCAGACUGGGGCGAAGGUUCACCUUCCAACAGGACAACAACCCUAAGCACACAGCCAAGACAACGCAGGAGUGGCUUCGGGACAAGUCUCUGAAUGUCCUUGAGUGGCCCAGCCAGAGCCCGGACUUGGACCCGAUCGAACAUCUCUGGAAAGACCUGAAAAUAGCUGUGCAGCGACGCUCCCCAUCCAACCUGACAGAGCUGGAGAGGAUCUGCAGAGAAGAAUGGGAGAAACUCCCCAAAUACAGGUGUGCCAAGCUUGUAGCGUCAUACCCAAGAAGACUCAAGGCUGUAAUCACUGCCAAAGGUGCUUCAACAAAGUACUGAGUAAAGGGUCUGAAUACUUAUGUAAAUGUGAUAUUUCAUUUUUAUCUGUUAUACAUUUGCAAAAAUGUCUUAACCUCUUGUUUUGUCAUUAUGGGGGUAUUGUGUGUAGAUUGACGAGGGGGGGGAAACAAUGUAAGCAAUUUUAGAAUAAGGCUGUAACGUAACAAUGUGGAAAAAGUCAAGUGGUCUGAAUACUUUUCCAAAGGCACUUUAGGAUCAGUUAUGCCAUUUAUAUCAUAAAGAAUAAUAUUGUACGGAGAGUGAGGACCUGAUCCUAGAUAAGUUGAGACGCUUUCUAAAUACAGACCCCAGACCAUUAUGACUUUCUUUCCCAGUCCGGGGGGAAAUAUAAUACACCUCUUCAUCUUCUCUCUCAGGCUGGAUGGCAAGCAUGUUGUGUUUGGCGCUGUGACCCAGGGACUGGACGUGAUCAGGAAAGUGGAGAUGUUCGGAUCCCGGUCCGGCCGUACCUCCAAGAGGAUCACCAUCGCAGACUGUGGAGAGCUUAAGUAGCCUGGGAGUCCCAAAUUUCAUCAUAUUCCCUAUAUAGUGCACGACAGAGGGAGAUGGGACACAGGCAUGGAGCGGGGCGCGAUGGUUUCUAUGUGAACUGGUCGAUGGCAGGGUGGUAGCCCGCAUGUGGUUUUAUUUGGCCCCCGAAGUUUUCUGAGGAAAAAAACGUUUAUUUUUUAUUUUUUUAUUGUUGGACAUAAAAGACUAUAAAAACAUCAGGAAAUGAGUUCCAAGUGAUUUUUAAUUUAAGAAAUCUUUUUCCAAGUAUUCCCACACAUAAUAGAGACACGUGAUCGCAUACAAACGUAAGCAAGGUUUGAAAUGAUCAGCAUAGGUCUUCCUCUUUUAAACGCAGCCAUUGUGUCUGUUCUGAGUGUUGACAAUAGUGGAUUGUUUUUCAGGGAUAUUGUGUCAAACACUGUUUGGGGGGAAAGGGAGAGUUAAGACUUAUUCUGUGAUUGGAUCUUUUCGAUAAAUAACUCCUCCAAUGUGAACGUGUCCAAUAAACCAGUUUUGUGUGUGUGCGUACGCAUCAGUCAAAAUGUUUUGCGGUGGGGAUCGGGAGUAACAUCUGAGAUGAGGGUUUUAAUUUCCUCUUGUGGAGAAACAGCUUGGCUCUGAAUGUGUUGUAUUUGGCUCUGCCUUCCAUUUCACCAAUGAUCUUGUUAAGUCAGGAAGAACCAUUUUAUUUUGGGCUGGGUUUGACUAAUACAAGUAGGAUGAGAAGAUUCAGUUGCUUAUCUUGUCUGAAUGAUCUUUGUCACGUUGGAGUGGAAAGACUAACAUGAAGAGGUGGAAUUGUUCACAUAUACCAGCUCAGGACUAGACUAUGCUAGCUAGGUUUCUACCCAAUUGCUGACAGAUUUUCAUGUGAAUAUUCUUAAAAUCAGCAUAAAGUAAUGUGCACAUUUUCCCACCAGAGAUGUUUCCAUCAAAUUGAGUUUUUGCGGAUGAAAGGCUGACGCUGUGCAAAUAAAAAGUACUUUUGUGGGUCAAUUCCCAUGUAGCCUACCGAAGUGGAAUGGGUUUCCAUCACAUUUUCAACUCUAUUGAUGGUUUUGUCACUAGAAAAUGGUGCGUUAUGUAGCGAAUGUGCCCACUCUGGUCUUGGCAUGUGUGCUCUAGCUUGCGGAGAUAGUCUACGUGAUGAGAUUAUUAUGGACACAAAAGAGCAAGAUGAUUUUGUAUUUGUCAAAUGGCAACCGAGCAUCUAUCUGCAUGCUUUCCUGAGUUGUAGUGGGAAAACCGCACACCAAUUGUACUUCCAUAUGAUGGUUAUUAUAUCAAUAUUUGCACAAAGGCGUUGCCAUUUCUCGUGUAAUUAAUGUUCGACACCAAAGAUCCCACCUUGCCUGGUGCAUUUUGUUCUGUCGUCACUGGAAAGCUUACCGCGAAAUUUGCUGUCAUUCAUUUUUUUUUCUUUCUUACAUGUGCUGUACUCGCAUACUGGGGGAAAAAAAUGUAAUACAGCAAAGUUAAUCAUUUAAAAAAGAUUUGUAUACAAAUAUCCCAAAAAUUGUUGUCCACGUUUAAUUUUCCACAGCCAACAAUACGAGUAG